UGCUGUACUUGGAGGGCUUCGUCUUGCCUUGAGCCGCUUGAGUUUAGUCGCGCUGCCGUGAGACGCACUUUAUACCCCGCUUCGGUGCCGUUCCUGUUCUCCCUGCUCCUCGGAGGGGUUGGAAAAGAGGUGGCACUUCAUAUUUCAUUAUGGACCGAUUUGAAGAUGUAUCAGACGGUGAAGUGGAUCAUGCUUUCUUUGACAGUGAUUUUGAGGAUGAGAAAAAGAAAGCUGAAGAAAAUCAUGAAUGUAUAGAGAAAGGAAGUAUAAAGGCAGCUCAUGCAGACCCUGAUAUGGUUUCUAAUUCAAACGAUGCAAAGUGUUGUGAGGAGGAAAAUGAAGAAAAGCAGAAACAUUUGCAGAAUAAUCAGUCUCUAGAAAAUAGCACAGAUUAUCUUGGAGAUGCUUCAUCUUUGACACUUUCUCCGGUUGCGGAAAGUGCAGGUACAUCUGGAGCAACAUCUACAGCAAAUAGGGGAACACAGGAGAAUGUUCCUGCUGGAAUCCCCAAAAUAGUUAAAGAAGGUGAAGAAGACUAUUAUACAGAUGAAGAAGAUAGUAGUGACGAUAGCAAAAAAAAAAAGGCUAGACCGAAGUCAGCUAAACAGUCAAACAACAUUAAAAAGGCUAGCAAAAAAUAUACUAAUAUCAGCUCCUCCUCAUCAUCUUCCUCCUCCUCGUCUUCGUCAUCCUCAUCCUCAAGCACAGAUACAGAUUGUUCUGAUUCAGAUUCCGAUAGCUGUUUAUCAGAUUCAUCUCAUUCUUCCUCAAAGCGGAGUGCUUGUAGGAAUGCUCUCCUAUCUCCAAAACAAAAAUUCAAGUCAGCAAUGAAAUUAGCAGAAGGAAAACAAAAGCUUGGUGACUACUUGGAGGAAUCUGAAGACACAGUGACUGAUGUAACACCUCUGUCAACUCCAGACAUCAGUCCUAUUCAGUCUUUUGAACUUGCAGCAUCAAAUGAUAAAAAACUAAAAGUAAAAAGACAGGAAAAUGUAAACCAAGAAUUAUACGGUAAUUUUGAAGAAUAUUCCGAGUUUGAUCGCAGAUACAGUCGAAAAGUCUUGCAUGAUGCCAUGGACCUGAAUCAGCUUUUGAAAGCCUUCCUACAGCUGGAGAAAAAAGAACAAAAACUAGCCAUCGAUCAACCAUCUAAAGGAACAAGGAAAAACUAUUCAUUCACAAAUGAAGAAGUAAGACAGAUUGAUCGGGAAAAUCAAAGGUUGCUAAAAGAACUGUCCAGACAGUCUGCAAAGCCAAGAAGUACCAAAUUGAAGAAGUCAGCUGUGCCACCUCCUAAAUUGUACCACACUGCCCUCAACAGGCAAAAGGAGCAGCAAAGAAUUGAAAGAGAAAACCUGGCUUUCCUGAAAAGACUGGAAGCAGUGAAACCAACAGCUGGUUUGAGACGUUCUGAACAGUUGAAGGAUUAUCAGCGCCAGAUGAGCUAUCUGAGUUCUUCACCUUCUGUAAGAAGAGGAAAAUCUGCUUUCAGCCAGCUUAGUCCUUCCAGAGGCACUUCAAGAGCAACCACUGUACCAAGUACGAUGAGCCAGAGGAAUGAAAAACCCAUGUCUGACUCAGCCAGUGGGGUGUUACAGAGACCUAAGCCCGCGAAUGUCCGCGCUGCUUGGUUAUAAGUGUGUUCUUUGCCUCGCGUUCUGAGAUUAGCCUCAGACUUCUGCUUUUAGUGCUUCUGUAAAUUCAAUGUGCAAAACUAUUUUCUGCGUUGUUCAGUGAUUAAAAUAUGUUGCAUAUGAUAUAAUUGCUUAUAAAAUGGUUUUAACUGAACGGUUUCACUUCAGUCAGUGUUUUCCAUGACAGAAAGCAUUUAUGAAAGAGGACGAGGAAUUUUAAUGGAGAAGUUAAAUAGAAGUUGCUAAUUUUUAUUUUAUUCUCAAAUCAUAACUGGAAUUUGUAUCCAUAACAUGGAAGGACAGAAUUGCUGCACUAUAGGCACAAGAUGUAAAGAAAAUCUUUAAAAUAAUAUUUUAAAAUAUUGCAUUAAAAUUAAUAUGCUUAAUUCCUAGAUCGUUGUUUUUCAUCCUGGGUUUAGAAAAGUAAUUUUCUUAUGACUUAAACAGUCUUUUUUUACAGCAUGAAGAGGUGAAAAGCAGACUGUGUAUUCUUGCAUGGUUAGCUAGAAUACUGUGGCUGCAGAAGAUGAUGUUCUGCCACUCUUGCACUUCAGGUAUUGAACAUCUGUACAUUGAACGUUGUUUUGUACUCAAGGCUGUGUCACUUCCAGAUUUAAGAGUUUUGGAAGUUGUAUUGGGAUGUUUGUGUAGGAAGGAAGCAUCUGAUGCUAUUUGAACAAGAGUAAGGACUGAAGAGAACAGCAGUUUCAGAUUCACUCUGAACAAGAGGAAGUUUUAGUUGCUUCUCAAGCUAGAAAAUACCAAGCAAGUGACAUAUUUCAUGACCCUGCUUUUGCAGAACCAUGCCCUUCUCUGUGGGGAGAUAAGAACUUGAACUGCAGGAAACUCAAACAUCUGAUUUUGAGAGCAAACAGAAUUUUAAAAACAAACAAUCCAAACCAAAACAACAGUAGAAAACAGAAAAUCUUAUUAUGCUUCUUAACCUGUUUUUUUAAUAUAAUGUGUAUAUCAAAUAUUUGUAGUAGUGUCAGAAAAGCUUCAGUAGCAACAUCCAUUUACAAGGAGAGCAACAUUUAAUUGAAUUGGUAAUCACAAGUGGUAAGUGGUAUGCUUUAUUUCUAUACAUGAAGGCAAACUUUCAGUGACCUUACUUGGUAAGACUGCACUCUUAAUAAGGGGUAGAAAUUGUGAUGCCACUAUCUGUGGAUAUUGCUGGAACCCUGCUUGCUUCCCCACCUUCUUCCCAGAAGAGAUACAGGAAAUCACUUCGUAUUUUGCAUAAAGAAAGCUGUACUCAGUAAUGGUGGGUCUUAAUCCUGUGAAAAGGACAGUUUAUUAUUCUUUGCUCGUGCUUGCAUGAGGGCUGCCUUUUAGGUAUUCUGCAUUGUAACAAACUUUUUGCUCGGUCCUGUGUGAUAGUUUGGCAGAGCUUCUGCACCUGGUGACCUGCAGAUCAAAUUUAGCUGUUUGACAAUAUUUGAACUUUUAACUUUAAGCAGCAUUGUGGCAAACAGGUUUUUUUAUUCCUGUUAUUAUUCAUUGAUAGGGACAGUAAGGAAUAUUUUGCAUAGUGUUGCUGUAUUUAUUUGUACUAUUGUGCUGAUAAAAAUUAUUCAUUAUUUAAAAAUUUUUGUCUUGAAUGUAAGUAUGAUGGUCACAGUUUAAAUACUUUUGAAUGUUCAUGUGUUUUUUUUCUGUGAAGGAAUUCACCAAAUGGUUUACUUCUAAUUGCUUCAUCUUAUUGUAUUUAACUUUGGUAUGAAAGACUGACCAUUUUGUAUGUCAUUUUUGUAAAUCAUAAGAAAUAAAAUACUUAACAUGAA
Molecule: messenger RNA, 3418 nt
Organism: Apus apus (common swift)
Lineage: Eukaryota; Metazoa; Chordata; Aves; Apodiformes; Apodidae
Gene: CFAP97
Product: cilia and flagella associated protein 97
Exons: 6
Coding region: 150-1637 (495 amino acids)
Biological process (GO): spermatogenesis
Source: RefSeq, a predicted model, not a curated record